Messenger RNA from Sorex araneus (European shrew), 987 nucleotides. RefSeq names its product homeobox A11 (gene HOXA11). Gene Ontology annotation, biological process: regulation of transcription by RNA polymerase II; anatomical structure development. Gene Ontology annotation, cellular component: nucleus. The record is from RefSeq and is a predicted model, not a curated record. The transcript has 2 exons. Lineage: Eukaryota; Metazoa; Chordata; Mammalia; Eulipotyphla; Soricidae. Gene Ontology annotation, molecular function: DNA-binding transcription factor activity, RNA polymerase II-specific; RNA polymerase II cis-regulatory region sequence-specific DNA binding. Bases 16 to 987 code for a protein of 323 amino acids.
GCCCAAGGUAGCCCAAUGAUGGAUUUUGAUGAGCGUGGUCCCUGCUCCUCUAACAUGUAUUUGCCAAGUUGUACUUACUACGUCUCGGGUCCAGAUUUCUCCAGCCUCCCUUCUUUUCUGCCCCAGACCCCGUCUUCGCGCCCAAUGACAUACUCCUACUCUUCCAACCUGCCCCAAGUCCAACCCGUGCGCGAAGUGACCUUCAGGGAGUACGCCAUUGAGCCCGCCACUAAAUGGCACCCCCGCGGCAAUCUGGCCCACUGCUACUCCGCGGACGAGCUCGUGCACAGAGACUGCCUGCAGGCGCCCAGCGCGCCCGGCGUGCCUGGCGACGUGCUGGCCAAGAGCUCGGCCAACGUCUACCACCACCCCACCCCCGCCGUCUCCUCCAAUUUCUAUAGCACGGUCGGCAGGAACGGCGUCCUGCCCCAGGCUUUCGACCAGUUUUUCGAGACGGCCUACGGCACCCCGGAAAACCUCGCUUCCUCCGACUACCCCGGGGACAAGAGCGCCGAGAAGGGGCCCCCGGCGGCCGCGGCGACCUCCGCAGCAUCAGCAGCGGCGGCGGCGGCGGCGGCGGCGGCAGCGGCCACGGGCGCGCCGGCAACUUCAAGUUCGGACGGCGGCGGCGGCGGCGGCGGCGGCUGCCGGGAGGCGGCGGCGGCCGAGGACAAGGAGCGGCGGCGGCGGCCCGAGAGCAGCAGCAGCCCCGAGUCGUCUUCCGGCCACACUGAGGACAAGGCCGGCGGCUCCAGUGGCCAACGCACCCGAAAAAAGCGUUGCCCCUAUACCAAGUACCAGAUCCGGGAGCUGGAGCGGGAGUUCUUCUUCAGCGUGUAUAUCAACAAAGAGAAGCGUCUGCAGCUGUCUCGAAUGCUCAACCUCACCGACCGGCAAGUCAAAAUCUGGUUUCAGAAUCGAAGGAUGAAGGAAAAAAAGAUUAAUAGAGACCGUUUACAGUACUACUCGGCCAACCCACUCCUCUAA